UAUAAAAUUAUUGGAGUAAUUUGCUUUUUUGUCUUAAAAUUUAAAAACGAUGAUUACUGAAACUUUCUUAACUAUUCACUACCAGUUUGUUGACGUUUCACGAAAAAUGUACAUGGCAGGCACGUUAUGGAAAUGGACAAAUUAUUUUAGCGGAUGGCAAGAAAGGUGGUUUGUGUUAGAUAAUGGAAUCCUUUCAUAUUACAAGUCACAAGAUGAUGUUAAUUCUGGGUGUAAAGGGUCGGUCAAGAUGUCCGUCUGUGAUAUAUCAGUACAUGCAUCGGACAAUACUCGACUAGACUUGAUAAUACCUGGAGAACAACAUUUCUAUGUAAAGGCAUCAAAUGCCCAAGACAGACAGGAAUGGUUGGUGGCCCUUGGAAGUGCAAAGGCAACUAAAGGCAAAUUUAGUGAUGAUCCAGAAACUAUAACACAUGAUUUAUUAAAAACCAAGAGGUCUGAAUUACGUCUGUAUUGUGAUCUACUGGUUCAACAAAUUCACUCGGUGAAAAUGGUGGCAACACAGAAAGAGAGUAUUGAUGAAGAGAAAUUGGACCAAGCAGCAUCUUUGUUAAGUCCGACAUGUGACACAUUUAUACGUACGAUGGAAGAAUGCAUGCAGCUCAUACAAGCGUCUUUACCGUACGAGGGCUCUCGUUCUCCUAACACCCCGAUCACCGAUGCUGCGCUCCCACCAUCCCCUUUAAAACUACCAAAUAAAAAGAACAGACACCUUCAUAGACAGAAUUCCAAUGAAAGAACAUCAGUUCAUAGUCAUUCAAGAUCGCCAUCAGUAUCAAGUGUUGAUGCAACUCCGGUAUCGAGACAAAGUUCACGAAAUCGGACAUCAUCUGAUACCUCUCUUUCUGAUGUAACCGGCGUUAAAAUUCACAGUCCAGUGGACAGUAUACCAAAUAGUGCAUUAUAUAGUCAGACUGGUAGAGUUAAUCAUAGCUCAGACAGUGAGGGAAAAGUGCAAUCUAAUUUGACUGGUUUAAGAACUUCUGGUCAAAAACUUCACAAUAUAAGUGAGAAUGGUGCAAUGAUUUCUGGUGCAAAUUUGAACAACAGUGCAGUAACCAGUCCAGCUGGUCUAAAAUUAGAACAGACUGGUACAGUAUCUGUGAGAACAAAUUCAGAGACUGGUUAUUAUUCAAAUGAUGAAGUUUCAAGUGAAGGUGAUGUGUUUUUGGAUCCUGUAGAACCAAGAGUGUCCACAUUUUUCUCGGUUAUGGGAACAAGUUUUAUGGAUCUAAAGAUUGCCGAGGAUGCAGGUAUACCAGUGGAACCUUUCCUUGACUCUUGUAAAAACCUUUUACCUAUAUUCGAUAAAUUGAAUUCCACCGCAUUUGCUCCAGUUAAAAUGGAUUUCCAGGGGAACAUAAGGAAAGUGCGAACAAAGUUUUCCGUACAUCCAGAAGAGUUUACUACGUUACAAAGCAUAAUACAACAUGAGAUUAGUAAAAACCAGCAACAUUUGGCCUCGUCAGCUACCAUGGCCUUACUCUGGAUGAAAAGAAGUUUGGAGUUUAUUUCUGGGUUUCUGGACGAGAUCAAGAAAGGGGAGGAGGAUCUGGGCGCGGCUGCCUCAAAGGCAUAUGCUGACUCCCUCAAACCUUUUCAUGGAUGGGUGGUUAGGGGAGUAUUUGCAGUAGCAGUAAAAGCUUUACCAUACCGUAGUACAUUCCUGUCAUUGUUAAAUCCCAACGAUACAGACGUUGACGAGCAAUGUUAUAUCACCAGUCUGAUGACAGAUAUUGACACAUUCUGUAGUGCGUCAAGCGUCGUAAUUAAGAUUCUUGAUGAUUUCUUCACUGCGAAUAAUAUAAAAAUUGAUGAACAAGUUUAAGAUAUGUAUAUUAUGUGUUAUAUGUAUGUAUUUAAAUAUAGGAUCUUACAUUAGCUGUCACUUCUUAGCUGGUCUGUUUCGAAGAAAAAGUCGAGCUUUUAU
Molecule: messenger RNA, 1948 nt
Organism: Ruditapes philippinarum (Manila clam)
Lineage: Eukaryota; Metazoa; Mollusca; Bivalvia; Venerida; Veneridae
Product: pleckstrin homology domain-containing family A member 8-like
Exons: 12
Coding region: 50-1846 (598 amino acids)
Biological process (GO): intermembrane lipid transfer; ceramide transport
Cellular component (GO): membrane; cytosol; cytoplasm
Molecular function (GO): ceramide 1-phosphate transfer activity; ceramide 1-phosphate binding
Source: RefSeq, a predicted model, not a curated record